GGUUAUAAGUAGCGGCUGGCGGGCCGUCCGAGCCAGUGGUUUCCUUGCACUGAUCGUGAGAGGAUGUAAGCAUCGACACCUUGGGACCUUCGGAAAGUCUGCCUAUAAGGAAACGCAGGAGCAAAGGAGAAGGAUAUCUACGCGAGGCCGAGCGAUUCGCCCAGAGACGCAGGAAAAAAGGAGCGACGGACCAGGACAAAGGCGCAGGAGCCACGGCAAGGUGAACCACUCUGCGGCCGAGGGAGACUUGGCUCUCGAGGCGCGGCGAGGGGACGCGGAGCCUCCAGUCGCCCCAGGAGGUCGGCCGAGCGAGCGCCGGCGAGUGCGUGGCCGCGGAAGGGAAGCGCCUGUGCUCAGAGCCAAAGGGCAGCGCCGUCGUGUGGUUCCUCCGACAAUCUAAGGGAGCAGAGCCUGCCCGGAUCUUACCGAGCCUCGAGCGAACGCUGACGGAGAGCGCGAGGACGGGGAAGUUCCGGCGGCGGCGACCAUGAGGCAGAAGGCGGACGACGCCCGAAGGGGCUCCACGGACGGCAGGCAGGAGAAGUCGGUGAAGCUGCCGCGGCGCAUGUCGGCCAGCGUGGCCAAGCAGGAGACGCGCUGGGGCAUGAGCAAGGAGACGAGGAGCGGCCUCAAGGUGACGGCGCUCUGGAUCACCUACCUGCUCCUCGGCAGCGUCGCCUUCAUCUACCUCGAGCAGACUAGCACCACCACCGCCACGCCCAAGGACCACCACCACUGGGCCAGGUUCAAAGAACUGGCAUCCGCAGGAGACGCGUUGGAGGAACUGCUGGAGCUCCGGCUGCACAUCCUACAGCUGUGUCCGCAUCCUGUCAUCAACGGAACCUUUGGUUUGCUGGAAUCGAAAGGCGAGAGAGAGAGCCAUGGCCAGGCCCCAGGGUCCGCCGCCCACCAGGACAAGCUCGGACUGGGCGCUGAUUGGCCGAGCGCCGUGGAGGAGGAGUGCCAGGAGAGCCUCAGGAUCAUCGAUCACGUGACCGAGGUGGAGAAGUGGACGCUGGUCGACUCCAUCUACUUCACCAUGACGGCGGUCACCACCAUCGGCUACGGCCACAUCUCGCCCGCGACACGCUACGGGCGGCUGUUCUGCGUGCUGUACUCGCUGGUGGGCGUGCCGCUGACCUGCAUUCUGAUGGCGUAUUCGUCCGAGAUGCUGUCCAACCGCAUGCUGCAGCUGUACACCUCUGCCAGGAAGCGGCACCAGCGCCACCGCAAGACGCUCCUCUACGGCAUCACCUGGAUCUACCUCAGCGUCGGCUUCAUCGUGUUCAUGUUCCUGCCGUCGCUGGCGCUGUCCAAGCUGGAGGACUGGAGCUACGAGGACGCUCUCUACUACACCUUCAUCACGCUCAGCACCAUCGGCUUCGGCGACCUCGUGGCGGGAUACCGCAAGGACCAGCCCUACAGCGAGGUCUACAAGUUAGCCAUCGUCGUGUGGAUCAUGAUGGCCCUCGGCUACUGGUUCCUGCUGCUGAACUUCCUGCAGAAGGCGCUGAAGAGCAACGUGCCCCGCAGGAUUAAGAAGACCCUCAGGUCGAAGAGAAUCGCCAAGCAGGCAGAGUUCUUCCGGCAGCUCGUGGGCAGGGUGAAGCUCGGGCAGCGCAAGGCGUCGCUGGUGGACGGCGACCGCGGCGUGGUGGCGCUCAUGGUGGAGGUGGCCGGCGCCUUCGUGGGCGACGAACCCGGCAGGACGUCCAGGAAGCAAAGCCUCAGGAUCGACUGCACGCAAGGGCACGACGACUCCGACAGCGAGGCCAACGAGCCGCUGACGCUGUCCGACCUGCUGGACGUGAACGUGGUCCUGCGCUCCGACUCCAUGCCCGCCAUCAGGAACCUGGUGGCGCAGACGGGCACGCCGGCCGAGGAGUACUCGCAGAGCCUGCACGGCAUCAUGACGGGCGCGGCGGAGGGCGAGGGCCAGGCCGGCGACGCCGAGGGAGGCCAAGCGGCCGAGAGCUUCCCCGACGAGGUGGUGCUGCCGCUGAGGGAGGUGCUGCACCUGGUGUCGCUGGUGGCGUCCGUGGAGGAGCAGGUGCACAACACGGCCGAGGACGACGACGCCACGGCCUGCAGCAGCACCACACUACAGGAGGACCCCAACGCCUCGCCCGCCGACUCCACGCCCUCCAUCGUGACCUUUGACCCCCGCGAGAACGUGCCGCUGCUCAGGGACAUCUUCCACUGCAAGCACAGCCACCCUGCCAAGAGCGGCUACUGCAACGGCAUCAAGAUGAAGUCGCGCAUGCGCACGCUGAGCCAGCGCGAGGAGGAGGAGAUCGACGAGGUGCUCAACGAGGUGUUCGACGUGAGCACGGACGCCGAGGAGGACGAGGAGGAGGAGGACACGGAGGGCGACAACGAGAGCCAGCUGGAGGACGACGAGGACGAGGACGAGGGCGAAGGCGAGCGCACCAGGAGGCUGGGCGACGGGCCCAAGACGCUGCAGGACGUCGAGGCAGGAAACUACUGCAUGCGCGGCAAGAUUGGCUGCGUCCACAAGAGGUAGGGGAGGCCGCGCACGAGCAGAGGAAUCCACGCCUGAGCGACGAGAGCCGCCGACGCGAUCCUCAAGCACGCCCGUCCGCCUCCCUGGAACGGCGCCCCUCGCAGCCUCUCGCCAAGGACUUCCACGCUGCCCCCGUGGGCGACGUCUCCGACUCACGCUCCGACGUCGGCGUCUCUGACGGACAUAUUUAUCAAUGGUUUCCUUCCUCUCCGUCCUCGCCAUGAAUUCCUCUUCUCGUAGGAUGACCGCAUGGAAGGCGAGCGCCCCAGACGAGCGCCUUGUGCCCAGCCCGCGCAGGGCUCGCUCGCCGAACCUGGACUCCCAUGAUAGCCACAGUGCCACGUCUCCUUCUGCAGAAGCAUACCCAUGUGCCUUAAUAUGUGUCGGGGUAUCUGAACGUCUGUCAGUCUAUUUUCUGAUCUGCAUUUCUAUGCAGCAAUCUCUCUCUCUCCCAAAACGCAAGUGUACAAGGGAGGCAGAAAACUUUACGGGGAAACUUCCUCAAAUGAACGCAGCCUUCACAUGAUAUGUAUUUCUUUGCUCUGGUGAUGUGUAAAGACAGCUGUGUGUUAGGGAGAAAUUAGCUACAACUUAUUACUGUAUAGUAUUAUUGUUUUUAGACUAAAACUAGACUGACUUGUAAUAUGUUAUAGUAUGUAAGGUAUACAGAGAUUUGUAAGAUCUAACACCUUGUUAACAAGAUUUAAAUUGAUUCCACAAUAUGAAUACAGCACAGUCAAAUUGAGUAACAUAAUACAAUAAGUAAUUACCAAGGUCCAAUUCUGUAUCGUUAAGCUGUAGCAAAAACGAUCAUAAUGUCAAACUUUUUUUAUAAGAAUAUGAAAAUUCUGGAAAAUCAGCAUAAAAAGGAAACAAAGCUUGGGACAACUUCACGCACUGACGUGCCUUCAUAUUUCAGAGGAAGUUUUGCACGCCACAGUUCCAAAACGUGAAGUUCCUGAACAAUAUUAUUCUUUUUCAUUAUAUGAAAGCAAUAUACGUUGUGCUAUGGCCGUGUGUGUUUGUCCACACAGCAGGCCGUUCAGUCUAAUGUGAUGAUAGCGGUAAGAAGCCUCGAGGCCCCAGUCAAAGAAAUUGUCGUGACGUUACGAACAGAUGUAACGUCAUUCCAAGAUAUGAUGUCAGGGACAGAUGAGAUAUCAGUCCAGAGAUGAUGUCAUAAGCAGGUGUGAUAUCAACCCCAGAUGUCAUACACAUGUGAUAUCAGUCUCAGAUAUUGUUAUUAGCAAGUGUGAUGUCUGCUCCAGAAAUAUCAUAAACAGGUGUGAUGCAGAUAUGAUGUCAUGAUGAGGUAUGAUGUCAUGAACAGGUGUAAUAUUAAUCCCAUAUAAUGUAACGAACAGGUACGAUCCCAGUCCCUAAUAUGAUGCCGUGAACAGGUGUGAUAUUAAUCCCAGUAUAGUGUCAUAAUCAGGUGCGAUGUCUGUCCCGGUAUGAUGUGAGCAGUGAUGUUAGCCCCAGCUAUGAUGUCAUACACAGUAGCAGCAUCUCAAAAUACUUUUAAAUAUUUAACUGUUGGCUAGUUGUACGUCAUUUUAUAUUAUAUGUUUCUGUUCAUCGUAAAUCUGAUUGACUGAUAGAGAUUGACAGCAUGAUAAAUAUUCCAUUUUUUAUGUAAAUAUUUGUACAUAACGACUCCAGUGGAUUGAUGUAACUAGGCUUCACCAAUUAGGAAGUCACACAUUAGAAAUCUUUAGAAAGCGCUUCAGCCAAUCAGACGACCGCAUUUCGUCAUGUCAUGAAACUGUCUUUCUGGUUGGCUGGAAGUUUAUAUAAGAAUGCCGUAUCCUUUGAAACCUACGCUGUGAUUGGUUGAUUGUGAAUGUAGCGUUGACGAGCGACCUCACGUGCAUCUUACCUCAAACGUAGAUUUUGUAGAAUGUAGUGCAGCUGGGAGCACUGGCGAGUCAUGUAUUGCUGUGAGAUAUAUAUAUAUUUUUCAUUGACUAAAGAUGUCUUUCAUAUCGCCGGUUCUUCGUGUUUUCCGAAAUCUCGCUCGGGAGCCGACGUCGGAGUGCAUUUGGGAUGAUGGGCGGGCUUGGGCCGUUCCAUAGGCCUACCUAGCUUCGAUUGAGUUGUGAAGAAUCUUUCAUUGUAAGUUUAGUUAUUGAAUUAGCCAGUUCAUGCAGUCAUCUCUUAUUAUAAACCCUAAACUCUUUUCUUUCACAAAAGUCAGCCUGAUUUCUGCGUGCGCAGUAUAUUCUCUUGGGCAACUCAGACCAUUCAGUAUUACAUUUACGAGUUAAGAUUUAAGUUGCAGGUGGAAGGAAACCGCUUCGCUUCGCUUGGUUGAGCCAGAGGCGCCAAAGGAGAAUCCUUUAGAAAGAGUCAUCCCCGCCUAACCCCUGCUUCGCUCUCGUGGCUUGGGCAGCCGACACGAGUUCAGCCGACAUACGGACAGGUUGCGCCAGUCCUGCCGACGAUGGCAGAAUGCCACUCUGUUGGCGUGCUUGCUUUGAGGAAACCGACUUACAGAGGGUGCGCCUAGCCCGGCUGCCUGCCACGAAGAGCAAAGCAAAUAUAUCUUCGGCAUUAUCGCGUGAGCUCUAUUGACUCUGAUAAUCCUUCUCCCUUCCUGGCACUUAAAAGGCCAGGGAAUGUUAACGCACAGCUUUUUGUUAGUGUAUACAUAUUAUUUCCUCUUUCAAUUCCGAACUUUCAUUUCACAGAAUGUAAGCCAUUUUAGACAACACGUUAUGACAUGAGUCUUUUGCCCUGCUGCCCAGAAGUCCUCCUCGCAGACCCCUUAGCCUCACCUGCACGCCUUGCUCUUGCUUCCCUGCUUGCACUCACCCCUCCGCUUGCACCCUCGCUGUCCAGUUCCUGCCUUUCCACCCUCUACCGCACAUGCACUGAACUCCCCCUGCUCCAUGCACUGUGGGACCUUCUACGCCUCCUUGCGCCCAGUCACACUGAAAAACCCUCAUCCUAGAUGCAUCUCCAAGCGGCUGCACCCGCCUGGGACGGGCUUCAUCCGUGUCUAACCGCCAAGAGCUGAGUGUGCACAUGCAUCCGCCUCGGGCCAGGUGCAUCCUCCCAGAGCGGCUCAGCCUUAUUGCUUAGAACCAGCCUCUUCCAGCGCUCACUGCGAAGAGCCAGCUGCACCCAGCUGUACCCUCCUAGACAGGCUCAUCCGAUUGUAUCCGCUUGGAACCAGCUUCCUGAGGCUGCCUCCGGCUGGAUCUUGCUCCAUCCAGCUGCGUCUGCCCAGACCAGCAUCGUUCAGCUUCAUCCGCCAAAAGCCACAUCCAUCCCUCAGCACUGCUUCAUCCGGUCAGGGCCAGCUGCACUCCGCUGCAUCCGCCCGAGACCAGCCUCACCCGCUCACCCGACCACCACCCAUUCCAGCCAGAGUCUUUCUCGAAACUUCUGCACUGAACAACACUUUCUAGGCCGUUGUCUGUGUAGAGACGUAUAUAUAUAGAUUGUUAAGUCAUAUUGUUAUAUUCUCUCUCUCUCUCUCCCCUCUCUCUCUCUCUCUCUCUCUCUCUCUCUCUCUCUCUCUCUCUCUCUCUCUCCCU
Messenger RNA from Penaeus monodon (black tiger shrimp), 6066 nucleotides. RefSeq lists its product as uncharacterized. The record is from RefSeq and is a predicted model, not a curated record. Gene Ontology annotation, biological process: potassium ion transmembrane transport; stabilization of membrane potential. Gene Ontology annotation, molecular function: potassium ion leak channel activity. NCBI's taxonomy places the organism in Eukaryota, Metazoa, Arthropoda, Malacostraca, Decapoda, Penaeidae. Gene Ontology annotation, cellular component: membrane. Bases 488 to 2524 code for a protein of 678 amino acids. The transcript has 10 exons.